AUGAAGAAUAUCAAUGAGUUAGAUGAGUUGAUGAACCAGUUGGAUAUUGAAAAUAAAAUUAAAGAGGGAGCAGAAAACCUUUUGCAGGUUUUUGAUCAAAGAACAGAGGAUAAGGAAGAUGAGAAUCAUAUAACAUUAAGAAAGAAAAUAGAAUUGGAAUUGGAUGCAGCUAAUUCAAAAAUUGCAAAACUAAAAGCUAAAGUUAAUAUUAUAAAAUCUAAAACACAAAUAGAUUCUAUAAAAUCUAAUACAAAAACAAUUAAUACAUUUUAUGAGCAAGAUACAAAAAGUUCGGCAUUACCUUAUAGCAUAUCAUCGAAAAGUGUUCAUUCUUCUAUAUCUAUUGGGGAAAAGGAUGAACAAAUAGAAACAAUUGAUCCAAUACAAAGUUUACAAAUAGCUUUUAAAAACUUAUAUGAAUCAAUCCAUGACUCGGGUCAAUAUUUAAAGCAUGCUAAUCAUCUUGUAUCACUUUUUAAAUCUCAUCCUACUUUGAAAUAUGAUUUAAAUUGGGAAGCUCUUGGUCAUCAUCUUCAAAUUAUGUUUUCUAGUUCGGAUACAAAUAAAAUUUCUAGUGGUUAUCGUAUUGCAAGAUAUAUGAUUUACGAUCUGACAUCUAUAUCAUUUGUAAAAAAAUUUCAUGUGGAACAUGCAAUCAUACGAUCGUUUGUCAAGGAUAACUCUACAUCCAAAGAGCGAGAGCAAGCCCUAAAGUUAAUCAGGACGUUUUAUGGAAUCAAAGAUGGUAUUUCUGAAAUAUCUAAAAGUGUGGUUAGUGCUAUUGUAUCCCUAGCUGAAUACACAAAAGACAAAAUGUCGUUGAUAUCCAUUGAAACAUUAGCAGAAAUGCUUAUAUUGGAUCCAGCACUUAUUGUUAGUGCUGGUGGUAAUAAAGUCUUACUUCAAACAUUGAGUGAUGGUCCAUUCGAAAUUGCAAAUGAAGUUGCUAAAUUAUUUAUAUAUCUUCUAGAUACACCUGCUACAAGAAAAUUCAUUCGACCAAAAAGUGAUCUUCAGCUUAUUCUUUCUAAUGUCACUAAUUUUCGUCCUAUAAUGGAAGAAUAUAGACUAAAAUAUUGCGGAGAUGGAAUAGUAAGCAUUAUGAAAUCUUGGUCAGGCCUGAUUUAUAUGAGUAUGUAUGAUAUGCAAGCAAUUCGCUCUUUAAUUGAUGUGUUACGUAUAUCAUCAUCUAGAAGUCAGGACAUAAUUCUUGAUAUUUUGUAUAAUCUUUUUGGAAUAAAAUCAUCAUCUAUAACAUCAACAUUUUUGGCUGGUAGAAGACUUACAACAUGGGGUAGACCGUCGCCUUCUCAGCAAGAACCACAUAAUGAAGGCAUGUUUGCGAAUACAUUUACUGAAUUUGGAAGAAACGAUUUGUCACAGCAAUUUUUAGCACUAAUUAUCAUGAUAUUUAUGGAUAUUGGAAUAUUAGAUACUUUGAUGGCUGUUGCUGAGGACUCUAAAGAUAAAAUGAUCUUUCGGAAAACAACAUUAUUGAUUGUAGAACUUCUUCAUCUAUCGAAUAGAAUUUUACCGCUGCAAUAUGGUGUUAAACUUCAAUCUCUUCCAAAGUUGUUUAUGUCAGCAUUAGAAUUUAGUAGUGAAGAGCAUUUUAUAGCAACGUCUGCUAUUCUUCAGAUUGAAUCUUUGAAUAGAAUAAAAAUGAAAACCAAUUUUGUCCAGCAAAAAGAACGUAGUACAUCUUCAGAGAAUCCUUUAAAAAGAGGGCAAAGACAACUCGAACAAGUAAAAAUUAAGUUAGGUUUACAAAUUGACGAUAUUCGUUUUCGAACUCUUCUCUUAGAUACUCAGGUUUUAAAUACAAAAAACUAUAAAAAAUGGAGAUGGGAUAUAGUUAUUGAGCUUUUGCAUGGUCCUUUAUUAAAUCCAAAAAGAUUAGAGGAAUCUAUUCGGUCUACAAAAUUUAUAAAACGUUUAUUAUCUUUUUAUCUUCCAUUUAAUUAUAAAUUUUCCAAUAUUAAACAGACAAAACCUAAUCAACGUUAUAUUAAAAUUGGUCGAAUGAUUUUUACUACGUUGCUUGCCAAUCCGGAAGGUAUACGUUAUUUGUCAGAUAGUAAAUUGUUAAGACAAAUAUCGGAAUGUCUUGCUCAACUUGAUCCGUUAAGUGGUGUUUCUUGUCCAUCGCCUUUAUUUUCUAAGCAACGCUUAGAGGAGACAUUAAGUUCAGGAUAUUUUGUCUUUCUUGGAACUUUAUCGGAGAACAAGGAUGGGAUUGCAAUGAUGGAGAAAUGGAAAAUAUUUAACAUGUUUUAUCAUCUUACAGAACUUCGUAGUCGGGAUGACUUAAUUUUAAAUUUUAUAAUAAAUAUGAAUUAUAUAUUUUACGGGCAUCCUCGGAUAAUUCUUUCAAAAGCCCUUACUACUGGGCUAAAGGAUGUGCGACUUUUCGUUACAAAACAUCUAGGAACACUUUUAUCUUCAAAUAAAAAGUUUACUAAAAACACUAAAAGUAUAGAAUGGGCUAUUUCUUUACUUGUUACUCAAUUAUAUGAUCCUUGUAUCGAAGUAUGUCAAAUGGCAGUCGAAGUUUUAGAAAAAGCUUGCUACGAUUUUGAAAAUCUUCAAUAUACAGUGAAAUUACGUCCAGCAUUAGAACAUCUUGGUAGUAUCGGGGCGCCAUUGCGUUUAAGGUUCUUAGCAUCAUCUACAGGGUUUAAUUAUCUUAAAGAAUUUGAUUAUAUCGAGAAGGAAAUGGAUAAUUGGUUUCAUGAACAAAACGAAAUUUAUGUAAAUUAUAUAGAAAAUUAUCUUUCAUUAGCAUUUUCAUUUACAAAAAAAAAUGAAUUCGAUGGAUUAAUUCCACCUCAUUUUUAUGGAGAAAUCAUUAAAACAUCUGAAGGAUGUCAACUUUUAAAGAAUAAAGGACAUUUUGAAUAUUUUGUUUCUAAUAUUUUUAAACAUAAAGAUGAAUAUGAAGAUAAAAAUAUUAUUCUUCAUUUAAAAAGUUCUCUUUGGGCUGUUGGGAAUAUUGGCUCUCAUAAUAAUGGUUUUCCAUUUCUUGAGAAUAGUGGUGUAAUUUCUGAGAUCAUACAUAUAGCUGAAAAAUCACAAGUAAUAAGCCUUAGAGGAACUGCGUUUUUUGUAUUAGGAUUAAUCUCUAUAACGAUGUCAGUUUCUCAAAUAUUAAAGCAACAUGGAUGGAUAUCUGUUUUUACUAGUUUUGGUAUUCCUAUUGGUAUUUGUGUCCCUAAGGAUAUAAAGAAAAUAUUAUUUUUGGAACCAUGGAAUUAUUAUUCAUGUUUAUCAGAUUUGGAAGAAAAUAUUAAGUUAGUGUCCAAAAAUAUUAUUCAAGACGAAAUUUUAAAGAUUAUAACCGAUUUAUCUAGUAAUAUUUUUGUAACUAAAGCAUUAAAAUCUCUCUCAAGAAUAAAAUCGAAAUAUCCAGAAGAAUUCAAAUCAUUAGAUCUUUAUAAGUCAGUUCUUAAAAUUUUAACAAGUUAUCGUUAUCAACAGCCAAUUCGAAAGUUUAUUUUAGAGAUGUUUCCAAGUGACAUAUUUUACCAAAAUUCUGAACUAUUUGACUAUAAUAAAAGUGUAUGGUAA
Messenger RNA from Pneumocystis murina B123, 3567 nucleotides. RefSeq lists its product as hypothetical. The transcript has 24 exons. Gene Ontology annotation, cellular component: TORC2 complex. The record is from RefSeq and is a predicted model, not a curated record. The coding region runs from base 1 to 3567 and encodes 1188 amino acids. Gene Ontology annotation, biological process: TORC2 signaling. Lineage: Eukaryota; Fungi; Ascomycota; Pneumocystomycetes; Pneumocystales; Pneumocystaceae.